Molecule: messenger RNA, 2826 nt
Organism: Solea senegalensis (Senegalese sole)
Lineage: Eukaryota; Metazoa; Chordata; Actinopteri; Pleuronectiformes; Soleidae
Gene: ddi2
Product: DNA-damage inducible protein 2
Exons: 6
Coding region: 437-2071 (544 amino acids)
Biological process (GO): proteolysis
Molecular function (GO): aspartic-type endopeptidase activity; protein binding
Source: RefSeq, a predicted model, not a curated record
AUUGCAAUGGAGGAGGCCCCAGAAAGCUUUGGACAGGUGGUGAUGCUCUACAUUAACUGCAAAGUCAAUGGCCACCCUGUGAAAGCCUUUGUUGACUCAGGAGCUCAGAUGACCAUCAUGAGCCAAGCAUGUGCUGAGCGCUGCAACAUCAUGCGGCUGGUGGACCGACGCUGGGCUGGAAUCGCUAAGGGAGUGGGCACUCAAAAGAUCAUUGGCAGAGUUCAUUUGGCUCAGGUCCAAAUAGAGGGCGACUUCCUGCCCUGUUCUUUCUCCAUUUUGGAAGACCAGCCGAUGGAUAUGCUGCUUGGCCUGGAUAUGCUGAAAAGGCACCAGUGUUCGAUUGACCUGAAGAAGAGCGUGCUUUUAAUCGGCACCACAGGCACCGAAACCCGUUUCCUCUCCGAGGCGGAGCUGCCAGAAUGUGCCCGUCUGGCGUAUGGAGCAGAGGGCCGUGAAGACGCUCGUCCAGAUGAGAUGGCUGACAGGGAAUUGGCAGAGGCACUUCAGAGGUCCAUACAAGAAAGCGGACAGCACUGAUGCAUUUGGAGACAGCUGGAGAGGGCCCUACCAACCAGACACUGCAGAUGGACAAACUACCUCACCUCAACCCCCACCAUUUACUUUACCCAGAACCUUACACCAAAUGUCCUCAUCCACCUCCCCAUCCCAAAGCCCAUCUGACCACCACCCCCAAACUGUGGAUCGCUCUCAGUCGGCCCCAGCUGCCAUGGAGCAGGUCUUAGCACCAGAGCAGAGUCGGGACCCAUCAGGUUCUCAGGAGCUGUCUCAACCUUCAUCCCCCACAGAGGCUGCUAGUUCCACAAAUAAUCCAGUCCACCCUCAUCCUCUGCCUGUCCAUAGCAAUUCUGAAGUGCCCCUGGUUCCCAGUCUUUCAGCAGAUGUCCUCCCUACGCAUACUUCUCCCGAAGAUAUAACUAUGUUAUCUCAGUGUCCAGAGGAUGAGGAAUUUUGUACAGCUACAGAGCCUGAUGCUGAACCAUUUGAGGUAGAUAACUCAUCCCCACAUCCAGAGCAUCAUUGUUCCAUUCAACCUAUGGAGCAGGAGACGAUCGAGUCUCACCCAGCCGCUUCUACUGAAGCCUGUGUGGGUGCUCUCAACCAGCCCGACUCAGUUGAAAUGGAAUCUCCUAUUUCCUCCCACAGCGUGGUUCCCUCUGAGAGGGACCAGCCUGAAGGAGAGCGCUGCUCUAGCUCCGACAGCAUCCCUUCGCUGGCAGCUGCUCUGAUGGAGCUCCAUGAGCUGCUGGUAACCAACAACCAUGCUCAGUCCCAGAACCGCAGCUCCUCCUGCUCCCCCUCGCAUCCAUUCACACAGGACACAGACAACCUGGCCACUGAGCCUCUUACCCCCCCACCUGAAAUUACCCAGCCUACCCUCUCCACUGCCAUCACAUCUGGUGCAGAACCAAGCAAUGCCAAAGCCAACCUUGCUGCUUUUGUGUCUGAUGAGGGACCAUCUAACUGUCUUGUGCCUGACCUCUCUGGCCAUGAUGAGCAUCUUGGCGAAGAUGCAGCAGAGACAGUGGUGGAACUAGAGCCGCCUGAACAUCUGGACGGUUCAGGGGAGAGGAGGAUAGGUGGAUGUGGGAUGGAUGAAGCUAGUAUCAUUGGCAUUUCUCAGCCUGAGCCAGAGGCUCCCCCUGAUCCUGUGGGGGACCUGGAGUUCAGGGAACCUCCCGAGGGGCAGCAGGGGAGAGGGGUUGCAGAUGGACAAGCCUCUGGCAACAACACCACAGACACUCUUGGCCCCCAGAGUGAGCAGACUUUUCGUAGCCCUUUGUCGAUGGCAGCGGGCUCACCAGAGGAAGUCCCUAGCACCUCCUCCUCCUCUGUCCCUCCUCUUGCUCAGGCUCCUCCGCCUACAUCUACGGCCCCUCUUCUCCCUUCUCCACUUCCCUUUAUAGAACAGUUUCCAGCGGAGCACAUCCAGAGAAUCCAGGCGGCAGGCUUUUCUGCUCGGGAGGCUGCAGAGGCACUGGAACAAGCCCAAGGGGUUGUGGAGCUAGCUCUGCUGGUGCUACUCGCUCGCAGUAUCACUGUGCCCAUCUAGACUCAUAACCACUCACUUGAGUCCGCAGCCUCCCAACUCGGCGUCUGUCAUAUUUAUACCUUGUUACUGAUCCAGAUGUCUCUGUCCCUUUUUAAACAGGGAGCAUGUUUAAAACACAGGGAAAUGCGGUUUCUUGGUCUGUCAUAGAGAAUGUCCAAGAACAAACAGGGCAACUGGUUAUACUUUUUCUGGAUAUAACAGAUAUGUGAGGUGUGUUUGCAUGCAGAUGUUUUGGUGCCCACCCAUUUCAUUGGUUUUUAGAGUUUUUCGUAUGAUAGUUUGAUUUUUCUUCUUUAGUUGUUGUCCAACAUUGACAUGGUCUAAAAUGCCCAGUAUGCGAAUGGUUCUUGAACCAUUAAAACAUCAUUAUAAUUUCCUUUUUUUGAUAUCUCAACAAGCUAUUGUUAUUCAGGAAUUUAAUUUGUGGAGCAGCUCCAAUUUUCAUCUGCUCCUCGUGCCAGAGUAAACUGUCUGGUGAGUGUCAGAUAUUUUGUUUUUAAAAGUGUUGUCGAUUUCAGUAACUAGGGUUGUUAAUAAUGUCUGCAGAUAAUUGGAAACCCCUAAAUUCAUAUCCAUUAUUACACUGAAAUAUCAAGUGAGCCACAUGUGUGUAUGUGUUGGAAUUUGGUCACAGACGGCAUUUUCCAAAUAUUACAGAAGGUAUCUUGUACUGUAUGUAUGUAUUCACAGUUUGAAUGCUUUGCCAUUUCUUUUUUCAAUUAUAAAACUGUUUUAUCUCCUGUUCAGAAAAUCAA